Gilbertella persicaria is the source of this 1438-nucleotide messenger RNA. Its product is annotated as hemolysin-III related-domain-containing protein. Gene Ontology annotation, cellular component: membrane. The record is from RefSeq and is a predicted model, not a curated record. Bases 167 to 1315 code for a protein of 382 amino acids. The transcript has 3 exons. Gene Ontology annotation, molecular function: signaling receptor activity. Lineage: Eukaryota; Fungi; Mucoromycota; Mucoromycetes; Mucorales; Choanephoraceae.
UGGGGUAAAAUAUUUUUGUACCUUACCAGUUAUUUGCUGCCUUCCUUUUUUUCUUUUUGUUUAUAUAUAACAUUUUAUAGUGACAGAUCUUAUUUAUUGUCGCUAUUGUUGUUGGCUUCAACACAAGAGAGUUUAAAUAAAAGGGAAACAUUCUUUUCAAUCAAUCAUGGCACCUCCUCAAAUGGCAGAACAACCUCUUCUUUUAGAUGAUGGAUAUCUUUCUACCAACCUUCAUUUACGUCGAUACUCUCAAUCCCAUGUUACUUCUGCUUCGUCUACCAAGGACGCACUCACUAUCCCUCAUACGCGAGGCAGAUCAUUUUCUACUUCGGUUGUCCAAGGAUCAUCUCUGGCAGCACAAAUUCUGGCAACUGUCAACAAUAAAUUGAAAGAAGAGCAGGAUGAAGCAACUUUUGUUGAAUAUAUGGAUGGUCAAAUCCAUGAGACUUGGGAGACUGCCAAGGCUUUGAUGCUUGGAUCGAAGCGCCUUUUAUUGAUCGAAGAAUUGCCCAAGGAUAGACAAGAAAACCAAUACGUUUUGUCUGGUUAUCGUUUCUAUCGAAGCACAAAGGAAUGUCUCAAGUCUCUGUUUAAAUUGCACAAUGAGACAAUGAACAUUUGGAGUCAUUUACUUGGUUUCUUUUUUUUUAUGUAUCUCUCUGUUCAUGUCUUCCAGAGAAAAUUCCCUGAUGCUUCAAAUCAAGAUUUACUUGUAUUCAUGGCCUUUUGUUUGGCAUCUCUCACUUGUUUGUUAUGUUCUUCUAUUUACCAUACCUUUAUUUGUCAUUCAGCAUAUCACGUUAAAAGUUUUACAGCCACCCUCGACUAUAUUGGUAUUACCUUUUUAAUAACAGCUUCCAUCUCCAUCGUGGUUCAUUUUGGUUUCUAUUGUGACCCCAUCCCCCGCAAUCGAUAUAUGAUCUUUAGUUGCUUGAUUGGCAGUAUUGGUGUGAUCUUGCCUUUUUUCCGUUUCUUUGAUACAAGACGUUACCGUCCUCUUCGUAUUGGACUGUUUGUCGCCAUGGCUUUUUCGAGUGUGGUUCCUUUGCUUCAUAUGACCACCGUCAAGGGGACUACAAACACCGCCGUCUUUUUAAAACCUGCUUUACUUGGUGCUGUCAUGUACAUCUGUGGUGUCACAGUGUAUGGUAAGCGAUUCCCAGAAAAAUUCUUUCCCGGUAAAUUCGAUGCUGCUGGUAUGACAAGCCAUGCAAUUUGGCAUGUCUUUGUUUGUUUGGGUAUCUUUUUUCAUUACAUUGGUUCCUUCCAUUUUUACAAUUUGCGCGAAGAAUAUGGUUGUAUGUUCAAUGCCUAAAUAUCUCGUUAACAACAUACCCCUGUUUAAAGGAACUGUCUUUAUUCUAUACAUGAGCAGGCUCAUUUCUUAUUUAACGCUCUUGUUCUUUUCUCAAGAUUUUUUAAAGAAUAAACAUUCUUU